GAAUUAGAAUUUUUUUCCCUUAGACAUGAACCCAUGUGAUUGUAAUGUAGUAUAUAUAAGUAGAAGUUAAAGUAGUUAUUUAAGAUAAUAUUCAUUAAUUUAUUUUUUUAAGGUAUUAAUCUUUUUAACUGUAACUUUCUUCACUCUUAGUGAAUAUUCAUGUUCAUUGUUUUGUUUACUGUGUGGAUUUCAUAAAGAAUUUGAUUCAAGUUGUUAUUUAAUUACAUUAAGAUUUUCUCAUUUCUGUUUUAUUACUAAUUCGGCAAAAAAAGCUGAAUUUAAAAUUUGGUUUUUUCUAUGGUCAUGGUUGUUAAGCCACCUAGUGAAAUGACUGAAGCACCAAAAAAAAUUGAUCUUGGUUUGUUAGAAGAAGAUGACGAAUUUGAAGAAUUCCCAACCGAAGAUUGGACAGCAAAAGAAGAAGAUGAACAAGAUAUUAAUGUCUGGGAAGAUAACUGGGAUGAUGACAAUGUUGAAGAUGAGUUCAGCAAUCAAUUAAAGUCAGAGUUAGAAAAGUGUGGCCAUAAAGUAAAUGGUACUGGUGAGCCCAUGAAGUCUUAAAGUUAACUUUGUAUUUAUUGUUUAUAAAUAAAAUUUCUUUAUUCAUUUUA
This is a messenger RNA of Parasteatoda tepidariorum (common house spider), 611 nucleotides long. RefSeq names its product Suppressor of exocyst mutations 1 (gene Sem1). Lineage: Eukaryota; Metazoa; Arthropoda; Arachnida; Araneae; Theridiidae. Gene Ontology annotation, biological process: proteasome assembly; double-strand break repair via homologous recombination; mRNA export from nucleus. The record is from RefSeq and is a predicted model, not a curated record. Gene Ontology annotation, cellular component: proteasome complex; proteasome regulatory particle, lid subcomplex.